CACACAAACAAGCGUGGACCACUAUAAAAGAGCAAAACGCGACACGUUAUUUUUUGUCAUCACUGUUUUUCUACACCAGUUAAGUCGGAAAAAAAGAAUUAUCGCCAAACAUGAUUUCCAUCUGUUUCUUCGUUUUAUCAUUGGUAUCUGUUUUUGCAGCACCACCAAGGACGCAGAUUGUAGAGGGAAACCCAGCGUUGUUCUGUGAAAUGCCAUCACUUGUGUUCCUGAAGAUCUACAGAAGCUUUAUCAUGGGUUAUAGGAUGUGUGGUGGAACACUAAUCAGUCCAAAUUACGUAGUCACAGCUGCUCAUUGUCUUGAAGGGCUCAUCGAUCAUGUGGAAGUAAAUAUUGGAUCAUUGAAUAAACAUGAAACUGUACAAGAUGUUAAAUCAACAACGAUUUUUCACCAUGAAAAUUAUACGAGAACAGAAUAUUUCAUUGAAAAUGAUAUUGGCCUUUUACGACUUGAAAAACCUGUGGAGCCUGUAGAGUGUGUUUUACCAAUUGACAUGGCUGAAGAAUCUGAUGUCUUUGACGAUAAAACCUGUAUUAUUGCUGGAUGGGGAAGAACUGGCCUCGACGAAGGCCAUUCCGAUGUUCUGCUCAAAGCCGUCGUUCCUGUUAUUCCAAUUGAGAAAUGUAGGAAGCAAUCGUCCCUAGCUAUUUCAGAAGGGUUCAUUUGUGCUGGUGAUUUUAUUACAGGCGGAGCGAGUAUAUGCAAAGGAGACUCCGGCGGUCCUUUGAUUUGUCCCAAAGGAAACAGAAUGGUCCUUGCGGGAGUGAUAUCACAUGGUCUAGACUGCACCAGAGAGGCCAGCCUCUUCACUAGCAUUCCUUACUAUAGAGAAUGGAUUGAAAAUAUUAUGAACUGAGUGAAACAAUAACAUCAUGGUUACUAUGGUUACUACUACUACUACUACUACUACUACUACUACUACUACUACUACUACUACUUACAGCAAGACAAAGGAUAGAAGAUAUCUUAAAUGUAUCCAUAUUGUUUUUCAAAAAUCAAUAAUAAAUAAUUUCUGUAUAUAUUCAA
Octopus sinensis (East Asian common octopus) is the source of this 1045-nucleotide messenger RNA. RefSeq names its product chymotrypsin-like protease CTRL-1. Gene Ontology annotation, biological process: proteolysis. Bases 111 to 875 code for a protein of 254 amino acids. Gene Ontology annotation, molecular function: serine-type endopeptidase activity. The transcript is spliced from 6 exons. Lineage: Eukaryota; Metazoa; Mollusca; Cephalopoda; Octopoda; Octopodidae. The record is from RefSeq and is a predicted model, not a curated record.